UGUGUGUGUGUGUGUGCAGGGAGAGAGGCUGACUUAUAAUGCACUGUAAACACUUUGCUACAAUAGUCAUCCCUCCUUAGUGGAGAAGCGCGUGCACCGAGAAGGCGUCUUCAUCUGGAGCAGAGAUGCGCUCAGCGGUACCCUGUACAGGAGCUCUACAGGAGUGAUCUGCACACUUACCCUCCACAGGAGCUCUACAGGAGUGAUCUGCACACUUACCCUCCACAGGAGCUCUAAAGGAGUGAUCUGCACACUUACACUCUACAGGAGUGAGUAGGAGUGAGAAGAAGUAUGGAUUAAGGUGGGCCAAGCCCGAAGCGGACCGCACUGCUCCGGAGCUGCGGGAAGGAUGCCCGAGCGAGGAUGUGCAGCAGCCGGAAGAUCGUGUGCAGUCUGCUGGUGCUGUCCGUGCUGCAGGUGGGGCUCGGCGCGGCCAGCAUCGCGCUCGGGGCCGUGGCCAUCAGCAGAGCGCGACACGAGCACAAGACGCAGCAGGGUCAUGCGUCCCCGGUGUGGAGCGGGGUGUGUUUCCUUGUCUGUGGGCUCUGUGGGAUGCUGUGUGCGAGAAAAAGGACUGGGCUGGUUAUGAUCCUGUUCUCAGCAUGCUGUAUUUGCGGCCUGAUCGGAGGAAUCCUGAACUUCCAGUUUGUGCGGGCGCUGGUGAAGCGUCCUGACACGGUGCGUUCGCUGCACAUGGCCGCCAUGUCUCUGGCCUGUCUGGGGAUCAGCAGCUGCACCCUGUCCACGUGGCUGACGUGCCGUCUGGCCAGCAGCGAGCAGCAGCGCAUGUUCCUGGAGCGCGAGCACUCGCUGCAUCACUCGCACGAGAUGUCCGAGAAGGUAGACGAGGAACGGAAGAGAGGAGAGCCCAGUCCCGGUGUUUCUCAGUGUCUCAGUGAAGUAAUGGAUAACUCCAGCAAUGGCAUCCCACAAAUCACGUACAACAGUCAGAGCGCAUCGCCGUGACAAGCCUUGUGUGUCACUUUGAUGCACUCUCAGUAGGAAUGAUGUUAUGGGGCUGAUGGCCAUCUGUAGGACAUUUCCUGCACACAGCAGGCCCUAAGAUACUUAAUGCUACUGUGGAAAAAAAAAGGGAGAGAUCAUCUCGUGGAUUGAGCACCAAUCAGCAUUCAGGGACACAGGGAUUCAGUGCAGAGCAUUGUAUCAUUGAGCACAGAACAUGCAUGUAAACUUUACUUCCUUUCUCUCUCAUAUUAUCCCUUUCCCUUCCUUAAUGCAUUGCUCCUGCAUCUCUCCAUUAUUCCUACUGAUUAUGGGUUAUGGGAAUGAUGAGUCUGUCUCUGAAAUUGUCAUGUAUGGCAUAUUGAAUGCUCGGACCUCAGAUAUACAAAAUGCACAAUGUAAAAUGCUUGUACAAGAGAAUAAUUUAUUGAUUUACAGUAUUUUUAUAUAGAGGCUUCAUAUAAAAAUGAAAUAAAAAGA
Ictalurus punctatus (channel catfish) is the source of this 1443-nucleotide messenger RNA. RefSeq names its product transmembrane protein 196. The transcript is spliced from 4 exons. The record is from RefSeq and is a predicted model, not a curated record. NCBI's taxonomy places the organism in Eukaryota, Metazoa, Chordata, Actinopteri, Siluriformes, Ictaluridae. Bases 364 to 966 code for a protein of 200 amino acids.